This is a messenger RNA of Rhizophagus irregularis DAOM 181602=DAOM 197198, 584 nucleotides long. RefSeq lists its product as uncharacterized. NCBI's taxonomy places the organism in Eukaryota, Fungi, Glomeromycota, Glomeromycetes, Glomerales, Glomeraceae. The record is from RefSeq and is a predicted model, not a curated record.
CAACACCAGAGUCACAACCGUCUCGUAUGUCACAAGUAAUUUCGCACGUAUCUCAAGCGGCGUCAAAAGUAUCACAGGUAGUAGUGUCAUCAUCAAUAUUGCCGUCAAUAGCCUUUCUUGCUAGACAUAGUGGUUCUGCGAGUGGUUCUAAAGGUGGUGUAGCCCCGCCAUUAGGUUUAUAUCUUCUUGCAGCCGCAGGUACGUCAGUAACUGUUCUUACUAUUUGUGUCGGAGGAACUGUAUAUUAUUAUGAGACAAAAAAUAUCUCUUGUAAGAGGUGUAAUAAAUUAGUUGGAGAAAAAGGUUGUAUUGAAAAAUGUGAUAAUUGCAAAAAAGAAUGGAUAGAAACUGGUUGUACGAUCGGAUACGAAUGUUGUAAACAAGAUGAGAAUAAACCUGGAUGUAAAGCACGUGAAAAGUGCAUAAUGUGUCAAGAAGCUGCGAUCAAAUUAAAUUCCCAAGGAUGUACACAAUAUUGCAUGAAGUGCAAAGAAAUGUGGAAUACGCCGGGUUGUGAUCCUUCCUUCAAACACAAUGUGGUGAUAAUGGAUUGAACUCAUCUCUUUUUUUUUAUAUUUUGAAUA